Raphanus sativus (radish) is the source of this 2569-nucleotide messenger RNA. RefSeq names its product kinesin-like protein KIN-14D. Gene Ontology annotation, biological process: microtubule-based movement. Gene Ontology annotation, molecular function: microtubule binding; microtubule motor activity; ATP binding. NCBI's taxonomy places the organism in Eukaryota, Viridiplantae, Streptophyta, Magnoliopsida, Brassicales, Brassicaceae. Bases 125 to 2488 code for a protein of 787 amino acids. The transcript is spliced from 17 exons. The record is from RefSeq and is a predicted model, not a curated record.
UAGUAACGUUACGAUAACCAAAGGCUCCGCCCAUCUUAUUUUUCAAAAUUUCAAAUCGCAGGCUCCUCUUUCAAAACUCUCCUGGGUUCUUGUAUUUCAAUCAGAGGUUUCUUGAUUGUGGAAGAUGCCGCUUCGUAACCAGAAUCGCAGUCCAAACGCCAGGAAGGAACCUCUCUCCAGCAUACCCAGGCGAAGGAAAGCGGAGACGCAAGGUGGUGUAAGAAGACAAGUGCUUUCGUCAGUGAACAGACAAGAAGAUGUUGUUACUACUGCAAACAGCGAUGAGUGUAGCAGUAAAGUCGAUUUCACAAAAGAUGAAGUCUUGGCUUUGCUUAACGAGAGAUCAAAAGCUGGCAAGUUUGAUACUAAGGGAAAGAUUGAGCAGAUGACUGAUAUUAUCAGAAGACUUAAGGUCUGUGUUAGAUGGUUCCAACAAGGGGAUGAAACCCAUGUCCAGGAGAAGGAAGAUCUUCGUUCUUGUCUUGAAUCUGCAGAGAGAAGAUGCAGUGAUAAAGAGUCGGAUGCAAAGAGCAAAGAGGAAGAGCUGCAAGCAACCAUAACAGAGAUGAAACAGAACAUAGUGUCACUACAGGAGAAGUUCUCAAAGGAGGAACUGAGUAAACUGGAUGCAAUUCUAAAUCACACCAGAGAGAAGGAAAGCAGAGUUGCAGCUGAGAAUCUUAGGGAUUCUCUCCGAGUAGAGCUUGACAAAGCGAAAGAAGAGAUAACGGCUGGCAAGCAUAAGGAGACGACCCUUAAAGAUAUUAACACAAGACUGCAAGAGUACAACACAAGUUUGCAGCAAUAUAACACCAAACUCCAGACUGAUAUUGAACUAGUUCGAGAGGCACACACUCGUGCUGAAAAGGAAAAGUCGAGUAUACUGGAGAACCUGACUACACUUAGGGGUCACAGUAAAUCAUUGCAAGAUCAACUAGCAUCCAGCCGAGUUUCACAAGAUGAAGCAGUAAAACGUAAAGAGUCACUGCUGAUGGAAGUCAAGAAUCUUCGAAGUGAGCUGCAACAAGUACGGGAUGAUCGUGAUCGCCAGCUUGCACAGUCACAAAAGCUGGCUGAUGAGAUCCUUAAGUACAAGGAGAGUGUUGGGAAGUCAUCUCAUGAAUUGGACAUUUUGAUAGCAAAAUCAGGAUCUUUGGAGGAAACAUGUGCGUUGCAAAAAGAGCGUAUAAAAAUGUUGGAGCAGGAAAUAGCUUUUGCUAAGGAAAAGCUAAAGAUGGUAGAUGCAUCUAUGUCUCUUACUAUGACAGAAUAUGAGGAGCAAAAGCAAUGUAUGCGUGAGCUGCAAGACCGCCUUGCAGACACCGAACAUCAACUUUUUGAAGGAGAGGUGUUACGGAAGAAGCUUCAUAACACCAUUCUUGAACUGAAAGGAAACAUACGCGUGUUUUGCCGUGUGCGUCCCUUGUUACCAGAUGAUGGAGGAGGACGCCAAGAGGCCAGCGUUAUUGCUUACCCAACAUCAUCUGAGUCUCUGGGGAGAGGCAUUGAUGUGGUUCAAAGUGGUAAUAAACAUCCUUUCACCUUUGACAAAGUCUUUGACCACGGAGCUUCUCAGGAGGAAGUAUUCUUUGAGAUAUCUCAACUUGUUCAAAGCGCAUUGGAUGGCUAUAAGGUCUGUAUAUUUGCGUACGGCCAAACAGGUUCUGGUAAAACCUACACCAUGAUGGGGAGACCCGAAACGACAGAACAGAAAGGAUUGAUCCCUCGAUCACUUGAACAAAUAUUCAAAACGAGUCAGUCUCUUAGUGCACAAGGCUGGAGAUACAAGAUGCAGGUCUCAAUGUUGGAGAUCUACAAUGAGUCCAUUAGGGACUUGCUUACUACGAACCGAACAAUUGCUAUAGAGGCUGUACGAGCAGAUAGUAGUACUUGCGGAAGACAGUAUGCAAUCACACAUGACGUGAAUGGGAACACUCACGUUAGUGACCUGACAAUUAUAGAUGUAUGCAGCAUUGAACAAAUCUCCUCACUCUUGCAGCAGGCUGCUCAAAGCAGGUCUGUUGGUAAGACUCACAUGAAUGAGCAGUCAUCAAGGAGUCACUUUGUGUUUACUCUUCGAAUUUCUGGUGUGAAUGAGAGCACUGAACAGCAAGUACAAGGUGUUCUUAAUCUAAUAGAUCUUGCUGGAAGUGAGCGACUCUCAAAGAGCGGAGCAACAGGAGAACGGUUGAAGGAGACACAGGCAAUAAACAAAAGCUUGUCUGCUCUGAGUGAUGUUAUAUUUGCACUGGCAAAGAAAGAGGAUCAUGUUCCUUUCAGAAACUCCAAGUUGACGUAUCUGCUACAGCCAUGUUUAGGAGGGGACUCAAAAACUUUGAUGUUUGUCAACAUAUCACCGGAUCCAUCUUCUACAGGAGAGUCUCUUUGCUCUCUUCGGUUUGCCGCUAGAGUCAACGCAUGCGAGAUUGGAAUACCUAGAAGACAAACUUCCUCGAAACUUAUUGACAAUCGCCUAAGUUACGGUUAAAGACUGGUUGUUUUAGAGGUUUGUAACAUCUGAUUGUGGUUUUGACAUAGUUUCUUGAUGAUGAUGUAUGAAGCCCUUGAG